CAUUAGACGUUACUAUUUAUUACACAUUAAAAAAAGGGCCCUGUUGUUCGUAUUUUUCCCACAAGCUAUGAUGACGGAAAGCAUUGGUGGAAGCCAAGAAAGCAGUCAGCUGUUUGCCCUAGGUUUUCCUGUAACAUUGUCGACACAAGAAUAUACAAAACAGAAGCUGGAGUCUGCCGUGUCUCUCCUGCACUCACAAACAGUGUCCGGGCCCGUCCUGACGGAAAUUGUUUCCUUAUUGCUGCCUCACGUUGAAGACGAGAAAUAUUCCUCUGUUUGGGUGGUCCUGUUGGACAAACUGUGUGGACUUGGCCAUCUCCCAGAGACGGCUGAGGUGUACAGACAGUUGGAUGAGUGGCAGGACAAGGUGUUCUCCUGUGAUGGCAUCCCGAAGAAUGUUCUCCAUCGCCUGUGGUUGACGCGUCUGCCAAGUUUGGAGUUUGCUGUCCUCAAAUUUGUGGACGUCGCAGCUUCUCAAGCGGAUAUUUCACCAGACAACAUAUCGUCACUCCUCUCUCGGAGUCAUUUAUUUGACUGCAAAAUGUUCCUGGGAGACGGCGCAGAUGGGUGACUGACUAUUUUUGGAACUCGGGAGCACCCUUAGUUUUUCCUCCCUGUGUCGUCUCGGUGAUGAGGACAGUGCAGCCGUAGACCAUGUUGGACGCCCACUUCAGAAAGCAUAUGUGAGGCAGCGGGGUGAAAUGAGGCGCUCGUCAAAAUACAGAAAUCGGAGAAACAGGCAUUU
Molecule: messenger RNA, 745 nt
Organism: Aplysia californica (California sea hare)
Lineage: Eukaryota; Metazoa; Mollusca; Gastropoda; Aplysiida; Aplysiidae
Biological process (GO): interstrand cross-link repair
Cellular component (GO): Fanconi anaemia nuclear complex
Source: RefSeq, a predicted model, not a curated record